AGACAGACACAGAAACGGGCAUGGAGACAGACACAGAAACGGGCAUGGAGACAGACACAGAAACGGGCAUGGAGACAGACACAGAAACGGGCAUGGAGACAGACACAGAAACGGGCAUGGAGACAGACACAGAAACGGGCAUGGAGACAGACACAGAAACGGGCAUGGAAACAGGUGCGGAGGCAGGCACAGAGACAGGGGCAGAACAUGAUGACGGAGUCUGUGUGGACGAAGUGGUUUGUGGAUUAGGAAGAGGGGUAACGGAUGGAGACAAAACCAGGGGAGGUAGGAAUGGUGUAGACAGGGGUGGUAGAGUAGUCGGAAGGUGGGUAACAGACGACGAUAAAACCAGGGGAAAUAAAAGUGGUGAAGACGGGGGGGAUGAAGUCAGGGGUGGUGAAGUGGCUGAAGCAGAGACAGGGGGGGCAGUCGUAGGUGAGACCCGAAGAGGGGACUCUGCAGGUGAUAAUGCAGGCAUGGCCACGGAUGCCAUGGAGGAACGCACCGAGACCAAGGGCGACACAACAGAUGCGGUGGUCACGGAUGCCAUGGAGGAACACACCGAGACCAAGGGCRACACAACGGCUGCGGUGGCCACGGAUGCCAUGGAGGAACACACCGAGACCAAAGGCGACACAGCAGCUGCGGGUCGAGUUGCUCCCGCGGAAUCAAUCGUAGAAGCAACCAAGGCCGAUGAGGAAGAGGCUGCGAACCGAAAAGGGGCAGCCAGGCUCACAAACGACAUGGAAGGGGUUACUAAAACUAAUGAGGACGCAGGUAAUGAAGAAAAGGCUGUGAUAGAUGUGACAGGCGCCGAUAAUGAAGAAGGGGUUGUGACAGGCGUAGUCCGAGGACAGUGUGUACAUACCCGAGAAAGCGGGUGAUGAAUAGACCAUCGAAGCAUGCUGCGGAACCAGCUGGAGAGGCGGGUCACAUGCGCAGGGKACCUGUGUUGACGUUUACGAAUAU
Chara braunii is the source of this 969-nucleotide messenger RNA. NCBI's taxonomy places the organism in Eukaryota, Viridiplantae, Streptophyta, Charophyceae, Charales, Characeae. The record is from the annotation of a GenBank genome assembly.